Knipowitschia caucasica is the source of this 1308-nucleotide messenger RNA. The record is from the annotation of a GenBank genome assembly. Lineage: Eukaryota; Metazoa; Chordata; Actinopteri; Gobiiformes; Gobiidae.
AUGAGGCUGGUGCUCGGCCUGUCGUCUCACAGAAACAGACCAGCGUCAGAGCCUCACCCAGCACCCUCCGCCCUCCCCCGUCUGCGCCACGUGAUCUGCGAGAGACCGGGGACUCCGUGCGUAAAGGGCUCAUCUGCGGCGCGAGGAUCAGGAGAUUCAGUCAAGAACCACUCAGAAGGUGAACACAAGCUUCAUACAUCACAAUCAUGGCCGAACAGCUCCAGCGGAUGCAUCGCCGGAGACAUCUUCCCCGUGUUCGCCAUCGCUGCACCCAUCGUCAGACUGGCCCUGGACAAUGUGGAGAGCAAGGAGGCCGUCUACAUGAAGGAGCAGUUCCAGAAGGUGCGCGAGCGUCUGGAGGUGGUGUCCGAACAGAUCCAGCGCAUCAACGACGAGAUCAAGAAGAGCGGAGCCGACGCCGCCUACUUCUCCGUGGAGGAAAACAUCACCAACCAGUUCCGCAAGUACAUGGACAUCCUGAACGCCAAGCCCAAGUUCCGCGAGGUCAAGAAGAAGCUGUUCCUCGACCAUUUCGCCAAAACGGGCGGCGAGAAAAACCUGCACACGCUCUACAACGCCGUCACGGGGGACAACUUCUCCGGAGAGUCGGUGUUGGAGAUCACCAUGAACUACGAGGAGAAGAACCGGCGCGCUAUGGAGGAGUUCUGCGCCCGUAUGAAGCGGCUGUUCUGCAUCGGGCUGAUCGCUCUGCUGGGACACGCCGCGCUCAAGGACUACGGUGAAGAUGCGCAGCUGCUGGACGACUGGAACCAGCGCAUGAAGACGGUGCAGAAGAAGAUGGACGCUCUGAUUGAAGACUGCAUCGUGAGCUUCCCCAAACUGGCCGAGCAGGACUGUCGCCGCAUGGUGCGAGACCGCGGCGGCUCCAGCUGCGAGCAGACGGCGCAGGAGCUGCUGGACAAGCUCACGCAGCGCUACGACUGGGUGCGCUGGUCCGUGCGCGUCUUCCGCUCGCCCACCGGUUUUCUGGCCAAAAAGAGGGACUUCCACUGCCCCACAGGGAAGAGCCGCUUCCAGGUGUCGAGUUCGGAGGAGCGCCUGGUGGUGGUGGUGUCGUACAGCGCGUCGCCGGAGCCCGUGGACCGAGCGCGCGUGGCGGAGUUGGUGCAGGCGCAGAAGAAGGUGUCUGUGGGGACGACGGCGGAGUUUCUGUUCAGGGAGCUGCCCGGAGACUGCGUGGUCCACACCGUGAAGACCAAAGACCUGGCCCUGGCCUCCAGCUUCAGCCCCGAGGAGCACUACUGGGAGGAGCACGACAAGGUGCACGUGUGUGUGCACUCGGCAUGA